CUGACGUCUUGCAGCUUCACGGAAUUUUUCGUGUGAAACUCGCAGCCAUUACUGGAAGACGAGUUCAUCUAGUGCUCAUUUUUUAAGAAAGUAAACACGUUCUCAAUUUUAUAGAUGAAGUCUUGAUAAAUGUUUGUUCGAAAGGAUGUCCUCUGGCUUCUAAUGAUGUUGUGCAUGGGAAUUGCUGCAUGACAAUGCAGUCAAUUUUCAUAAUGGAAUGUUUGAAGUAAAGGUGUGAGAGAAUGAGCAAGUGAUGGGUAAAUAGUUUGUAACAAAAACAAACGAUGGAAUUCGUGAGUGACAGUGGAGAUGCACUUGAUCCGCGCAUACAAAUCGAAUUGGAGAAUUUGAAUAAUGCCACUGAGGAUAUAAACAAACUCGAGAGUGAGUUGGAUGAAGCUCACUCAGUCUUCAAACAAUUACUCUCGGAUUACGGACAGUUGAGGGAAAUCGCCAGUAAGAUAGGCCCAGGUUGCAUUGAUAAAGCACGAUGUUAUUACGAAGCCUUGGAAGAAGCGCGACGAGCUCAGGUGGAGUGCCAGUACCAAGCGCAGCUAUUUCAACGAGCUAGCGAAUUUCAUGCAGCGGCGAAGAAAAAUGCUGCCUCAGCGGAAAUCAAAUGCAUGUCGAGCAAGCAGGAAGUGAAUUUUGAUCAAACAUGGCAGGAUAUGCUGAACCAUGCGACAACAAAGGUGAUGAACGCAGCGAAUCAAAAAGCAGAGUGUGAAAAAGAACACCUGCAAAAAGCCUUAAUCUUCGUUAAUGCCGAAAGAAAAGCCCAGGAGUACGAGAAGAAAUACCACCGAGCGAUAAUCAAAGCGCGUCCGUACUUCGAGGCGCGAACGAUUUGUGAUGAAAAACUGGAAAUGCAAAAGCAGCAAGUCGAGUGCCUGCAGAAAGCUGUGAGGGAGGCGAAAAGGAAUUAUGCCAAGAGUUUUAGGGCUUUAGAAGAAAUUAGUAAUCAGAUUCACGAGCAUCGGAGGGCCUACGCGAAUGGACCACGAGAGCCGGGUGUGGGUGCAGAAUUGAUGACUCCAGAGAUGAGUUUGAAUUAUGAAGAUGAGUUGAAUAGGGAAAUAUUGAGCCCUGAACAUCGAACGGAGAAUAUAAAUAAUCGACUGGUGGAUGGCAGCGAAACACCCCAGACUCAAUGGGAAAUCGAGUUCCAAACGAACAUGAAAAAACUGCACGAUCUGCCCUCAGAGAAAUUCGGGAGUGAAACAAGCAUAGAAAAUUCAAAUUCUGGUUCAUCAAAUGCUCAUCAAUGUGACGAUAGCUCUCUAAAUCCGAUGAGUGAUUCAUGCCAAGACUUACAAAUAAAGUGUCAAAAUCAAAUAUUAACAAAUAGUCCAGUGCAUCCAGUUAUAGAAAAUUACAAUCUAGUGAAUAAUCGGGGGGCCUCAAAAUCUCUGGGAGAUAUUCCAGCGAAUGUCAAUUCGGACUUUGAAGCUAUGAUGAAAAGUGUUCAAUGGACAUCGAAAGAUUAUUGAAUAUUCGAUCUGAUGAAUUAACAUUGAGGGCUUUCUUCAGUAUUUGAUGAAUUUAAUUCGUUGGAAUUUUUUAUCCAUCUUAAAUGCGUGGAUCACGAAGAGUGAAAAAACUCUCUUGUUAUUUAUGCUGAGAGAUGGCCAAUGUUCAAUUGAUUCUCUCGACGCUCUGAAGGAGAGAAAUGAGUAGAACAGCAAGUGAUAUUAAUAAAUAGGGUAAUAACUCACGGAUUGAUGGUUUAACUGUUCUAUCACUUCCAUAAUAGCAUACUAGGUCAUGAGGUUUCAUCGAUGCUGCGCUUGAACCAUUACUAAUGAAUUGAACGAAAUUUCUUCAUUUUUUAUUUCGAUAAAUAAUAAAAAAUGAAUAAAUCAUCGACCAAUGUAAUUCUUUAUUUAAUUCAAUGGAGAAAUGUCAUGCAACAAGCCAACGCAUUAACGAAUUUUUGGCUUUAAUGGAAUACAGAACCGAAUUGAGUAAUACUCCACAAUCGAAAUGCUCAACUGAGAACGUGUGUUCUUGUUUUUCCGUCAAUUGGUGAAUACUAAGGAGAAUGUUUCAUUCUCAAUGUAUUUGUAAAACUAUUUGAUACCUGUUCUUUGUUAAUGUCCAUGGGAAUGACAGAAGACAUUGAUUUUUAUGUAUAUAAUAAAUAAAAGUUUAAUAUUUCUCA
This is a messenger RNA of Diachasma alloeum, 2161 nucleotides long. Its product is annotated as SH3 domain-binding protein 5 homolog. Gene Ontology annotation, biological process: negative regulation of protein tyrosine kinase activity; intracellular signal transduction. Gene Ontology annotation, molecular function: protein kinase inhibitor activity. Gene Ontology annotation, cellular component: cytoplasm. The transcript has 7 exons. Bases 285 to 1490 code for a protein of 401 amino acids. Lineage: Eukaryota; Metazoa; Arthropoda; Insecta; Hymenoptera; Braconidae. The record is from RefSeq and is a predicted model, not a curated record.